Messenger RNA from Gongylonema pulchrum, 414 nucleotides. NCBI's taxonomy places the organism in Eukaryota, Metazoa, Nematoda, Chromadorea, Rhabditida, Gongylonematidae. The record is from the annotation of a GenBank genome assembly.
UUGUGCAUUGUGCAUGCUGAAUAUUUCCAGAAUGAUGCUGUGAUUGAAUGCUUUACAAAGGAGAAUUUUGUGGUGAACGAAAUAAACACCAAGGAUUGUCAGUUUUAUGCUUGCGACUGGAAGACAUUGCAACAUAAACUUGCUGAUCAAAAGUUUGAUGUUAUUUUAACUUCCGAAACGAUCUACAAUGAAAAGAAUUAUGAAUCUCUACAUGAUGUUAUCGAUGCGCUCCUUAUUCCGGAUGGAUUAGUACUAUUAGCUGCUAAGCUGUAUUAUUUCGGUGUUGGUGGUAAUAUUCCUUCAUUUCUGGAGUAUCUGAAAACACGAGGAACAUUUGAUUCGUACGAAUGCUGGAGCAGUGAUAGUGAUGUGCCACGAAAGAUUGUACAAUUAACUCGGACAUUUCGCUCUUGA